This is a messenger RNA of Brassica rapa (field mustard), 4376 nucleotides long. RefSeq names its product cytokinin hydroxylase. Gene Ontology annotation, molecular function: heme binding; iron ion binding; monooxygenase activity. The record is from RefSeq and is a predicted model, not a curated record. Lineage: Eukaryota; Viridiplantae; Streptophyta; Magnoliopsida; Brassicales; Brassicaceae.
UUUAUCUGUUGACAAACAAAAAAACAGGGUAAACUGUAUUUAACUAUUUCCAUUUAAGGAUUCAAAUACAACAUCUAAACAUUCACAUCACUUUCAGUUAUUCAAAAAAGGAGCCGGAGAAACUAGACAACAAAAAGAAACUUGACAAAACAUUAUAGCAAAAAGGAAAAAGACAGGAAGGCUAGAUGCCGAUUAUGUUUGACCAGAAAAUGGUAAAGAAACGUUAUGUAGCAACAUUAAAUAAGACCCUAACAAUACAAUAAAUUAAAAGAGAGAGGAGAGUUUCGUUGGUCCAAGUCUGACAUUCUUCUACGUCCGACCUAGAAAACAUGUAUAAAUACCUCAUUUGGUUGAUCCCUAUGUUUCACCUGCAAACAUUUUGAGUACAACAUUGCACUAAAACGCAUAUAAACAGUCUUCACAAUAAUACAACACACACAUUAUCAAUUAUUCAUACAUAUUCGAGAUGGAUCAGUUUCUUGACGCGUUUCCAUUUUGGUACAUGUUCUUCAAUGUUUUCGUUGUAGUUCUUAGCCUUGUGUUCUUGAAGCUCUUUCUGCAUUGCUGGAUAUUGCCCGUUCGAGCUCAGAAGAAGCUUGGAGAAAACGGAUUUUCCGGUCCACCUCCUAGCUUUCCAUUAGGCAACCUUAAUGACAUGAAGAAGCUAAAACCGGCCUUGGUAAUGGUGGAGAACAGCAAAUCAUCCACCAAAAUCAACCAUGACAUACAUUCCAUCGCCCUUCCACAUUUCGCUCUUUGGCAACAACAAUACGGGAAAGUGUUUGUGUACUGGCUAGGCAUAGAGCCAUUCGUGUACGUGGCGGAUCCUGAAUUCUUGAGUGUUAUGUCGAAAGGUGUAUUGGGGAAGAGUUGGGGGAAGCCAAAUGUUUUCAAGAAAGACAGAGAGCCAAUGUUUGGUACCGGUUUGGUUAUGGUCGAAGGAGAUGACUGGACACGACAUCGCCACAUUAUCACUCCUGCAUUUUCCCAUGUCAAUCUGAAGGCUAUGAAAACUAUGAUGGUGGAAUCAACCACCAACAUGCUGGACCGAUGGGCCAUACAGAUAAACUCAGGCAACCCCGAAUUCGACAUGGAGAACGAGAUCAUAGGAACAGCCGGUGAGAUAAUUGCUAAGACAAGCUUCGGAGUCAAGGGAGAAAACGGAACUCAAGUCCUCAAAAACCUAAGGGCCAUGCAAUUUGCCCUUUUCAACUCGAAUCGCUACGUAGGGGUACCCUUUAGCAAUAUUUUGGCCUUCAAGCAAACCCUUAGAGCGAGGGAGCUAGGUAAAGAGAUCGAUGAUCUUCUUUUGUCGAUCAUAACCGAACGAAAGAGAUCUUUGGUCGAAGGAGAGGACCACCACGAUCUUCUCGGAAUGUUGCUUAAGGCCGAUAAAGGAAAGUUUACAGCGACGGAGCUUGUAGACGAAUGCAAAACGUUCUUCUUCGCUGGCCACGAGACGACUGCUUUAGCGCUUACGUGGACGCUCAUGCUUCUUGCGAUCCAUCCCGAAUGGCAGGAAACGAUCAGAGACGAGAUCAGACAAGUCAUCGGAGAUUCUGAGAUUGAGUAUAACAAACUUGCCGGACUAAAGAAGAUGAGUUGGGUAAUGAACGAGGUUCUCCGGCUAUAUCCACCGGCGCCAAACGCACAACGGCAAGCCCGAAAAAACAUUGAAGUGAACGGCCGCCUAAUUCCAAACGGUACAAACAUUUGGAUCGAUGUGGUGGCGAUGCACCACGACCCCAAGUUGUGGGGAGACGACGUCAACGAGUUUAAACCGGAGAGAUUUGACGGUGAUUUGCACGGUGGUUGUAAGAAUAAGAUGGGGUUUAUGCCGUUUGGCUUUGGAGGGAGAAUGUGUAUUGGUCGGAACUUAACCACCAUGGAGUACAAGAUCGUCUUGUCGUUGGUUUUGUCCCGGUUUGAAAUAUCGGUUUCACCCGGUUAUCACCAUUCACCAAAGUAUAUGCUCUCUCUCAGACCCAGUUAUGGUUUGCCUAUAGUCGUACGACCACUUUAAAAACCGUUUACACACAAAUUUUAUAGACUUUGUUUUAUCAUAUACACAUGUGUGUAUUGUUAUUAAUGUUUCGAGUAUCGAAAUUUUCUUUUCUGCUGAAUUUAUGUUUCGGUCGUUAUUUACAUGUAAUUUCAAUUCUCUAAAUGAAAUAAACUCCGAGUAUUAGAGCACUUCCAUCGGUAACAUAUACUCUCCAUGGUUUCGUAGACUACUUCCAUCGGUAACAUAUACUCUCCAUGGUUUCCUAGACUUUUUUCUAUUUAUAUUUUAGUAACAUUUUGUUAUGUAAAUGAAUUAAAAUUUAUUUAGAAAGGUUAAAGCAAUAAGAGAAACGACAUGUGGACAUAAUAGUAUAAAGUGGAGUUAGAGCAUCUCUAAUGGGGGUUCAAUCCAUUGAAGUUCUAAACAUUUAUAUGUGUAUGUAUAUAUUAUAUAAGUGUAUGUAAGUGUAAGACCAUUUUUUGGGAAAGAACUUCAUGCAAAGAUUCUAAAUAUCUGAUUUUUAGAACAUUUGCAUGAGGUUCUUCCCCAAAAAAUGGUCUUCACACUUACAUACACUUAUAUAAUAUAUACAUACACACGUAUAAAUGUUUAAAAUUCCAAUGGGUAGAACUCUCCAUUGGAGAUGCUCUAACAGAUCAGUUGCAGAAGACCGAUGCCUCUUUCUUUUAAUCUUUUUCUUUAAUAUUUAAAUUAUAGGAUACCCUCCACCUCACCAAUGGAGGUGCUCUUAAUACUUCUCUUUCCCUAAUUUUUGUUGUGUACUUUGACGAAUUCGGAUAAGUUAUUGUUGGAAAUAAAAGAUGGAUUCCAUCAGUCAAAGAGAACAUAAGAGCAUGAGCAGCAAUGAAAAACUAAUUUCAUUUCUCAAUAAAAAUAAAAUAAUAACAUUUAUAACUAUAUUUUUAUUUUUAUUAAACAAUUUUCAAAUAAUAAUGCCACAGUUGUAGAAAAGUUUUUUCUCUUUCUUGUGGAAGUUUCUUUGCAACCAAUCGAUUCUUAUGAUUUGUUAUUCUUUCUCCUUCUCUUUCAAUACUUUUUGUUAUUUUUAUCAUUAGAAACCUAUUGAGGAACUACUACUAAUGGUGCCAUAAGAACACCUCCAUUAGCAAGAUAAAGAUGAGGUCCUAUUAAAAGGAAAGAAAAGACUAAAGAAAGAGAGUGAUAUUGUAUCUCAACAUAAAUAUUAUUAGAAUCUCUUAAAAAAACUCAACAUACAAAUAUCAUAGUUUCAUUGGUUUAGUUUUAGAGAGGAAAAAAAAUUAUAUCUUCAACCCAAUAUUUACAAUGGGCCUCAUCAUGUUUAUAAGUGAGAAAAUCUUUUACAAAAUUUUGAGUGUGAUUGGAUAACAUUUCACUUUAGAGUAAAUAUUAUAGAGUAAAAGUAUUUUAUUCUGAAUCUGACUGGAAAUCACUUCCAGCGAGAAUUUUUUAGCGAGAAUUUUUUUACUCCAUGUCCAAACUUCUGCCAAUCAGGUAAAAUUAAUUUCCAUCUAUCUUACGCUCACCACUGUUUAAUUGGUGGUAUAUAAUACACUUUAUUAUCUCAAUGUUUCUGAAGUAGAAAAUAAUUACACCUGAUUUUAUUUUAUUUUCUUUUUGUUUAUUUUUUCUCAUAAUUACUCCACUUUUAUUCUCCUAAUUACUUUAAAAUCUACCAGUCACACCCUCUAUCUAUAGCCCAAUAUUUACCAAUCAGGAAAAAUUUAGUAGAAAAGUUUUUUAGCCAAAUACAGCAGAAAACAAUAAUCCAUCUGUUUUAAAAUAAUACAUAUUUUAAAAUUUUUACAUUUUUUAAUAAAACAUAUUAAAACUUAGUUAUAAAUGCAUAGUUUUUUGUAAGUUUAUAUUUUCUAUAUUUUUAAACCAAUAAGAUUUUUUUAAAAUAUAAUUAAUAUUUUUGAACUUUGUAAUUUUUCAUUAUUAGUUGACAAAAAUUGCAUUGAAAGUGCAAAAAAUGUAUUUUUUUAAAACAUAAUUUUUCUCUAGAACAUGCUUUUUUUCUGAAACAGAUGGAGUAGGUGUUAUCCUAUUUGUUUUAGUGAGAGUAACGCCAACACUCUGCAGCAGCAGCAACCGAAUCAAAGUACAAGUAAAAAUAUGUAAAUAAUCAUAUUUACUUCUCCAACAUAUAUUAUGCAUCUUCUUCUAUCUCUUCUUAUUUUUUUUGUUAUUAUUUAAUUUUUUUACUAAAUGUUUUCUAAUGUUUUCCUAAUUUUUUACAUAUUUUUGCCUAAUAUUUAUUUCUCUCUAAAUAGUAAUAAAAAUUAUACAAUCAAUGAACCAAAAAUCAUCUUAUAGUUCUUUUCAAUCAUAGCAUCACCUUAUUCACUUUAUUAUUUGAUUUAAAUGC